UUUUGACACUGGCCAAAACCACGUUGUCCAAGCCGAAUCACAGGGCUCACUGAUCCACCUGUACACUGUUUGCAGACCAGAUAGUGGGAUAUUACCCGUGGUGUUUUUAUGCGCAGAUAAGGUUGCGACAAGGCCAAUAGAUUAAUACUGCUAAGGAGGGAGAAGCACACUGAGAGAAGAGGGAGAGAUGACGUCUGCUCCUGACAAGACGCCGGACCUCAAGGCAAAGACGAAAAGAACAGCGGUGAAGAGGUCGAGAAACGGAUGCUUCAACUGCCGCAAGCGGAAGAAGAAGUGCGACGAAGUUAGACCGUCGUGCUCUACUUGCACGGCGAGAUGUAUCGAAUGUAUCUGGCCGCAGGGCAAGGAGAAGCUACCCAAGGAGUAUAAGAUACCGCCGGCGAACCCAAAGCUCCGUAAGGAGAGGAAGGUGCCCUUCGAAGUGAUACCAUACAACGCCCCGAAGCCUUCAAAACACACUGAGCGUGAAUCGCAGUGGUCGGAGACGCCGCUCUCUGAUUUGCCGCUGUUGCUAUCCACGGUGAAGUCACCGUCACCUGAAGAGUACGAAUCACUCGACACCGAGACGUGUAUGGUGGUUUCGAGAAAUGGACCUGACCAGAUAAUAAACAACGUGAUACAGACUCCGCCACUGACGUUGCGUCCAUCACAGAGGCAACUAUUUAUAGAUGUCUGUGUGAACGGAUUCAUCAAGUCGUUGGGACCUCAAUAUACCCACCCACUGUUAACAACAAGUGCGACUUUCACACCUCUGAUAUCUCGUAAUAAAGUGAUUGAGAACGUGGCUGAGGCCUGCGGUUGUGCCUUCCUCAGCUGGUCUAAUCCAGAUCUUACUGAGCUCAGUUUCAAGAAGUACAGGACUGCAGUGACAGUCUUGAUGAAGUACGUGGAUAGCAAGCCGAUAGUUAAAGAAGAUGAGAUUUGGCUGGGUGCUGCUUUCCAAAUGCUGUGUUUGGGUGCUAAGAUCACUUGGAAUUGUGACAACAAGAUCUGUGUUACUAACUUGAAGAACUCUUACAAACUCAUAAAGGCCAAAUUACAAAGAAGACAGAGGAAGUUGCAACAGGAGAGGCUCCAAGGUCCCAAAUUACCCAAUGACGGUAUGUUUCAGGACAUCACGUCGGAUAGCCUCAAACUGGAGGUGAGAAACACUUUGAUUGGUUAUGAAACUGCUCGGAAAAGUGCUCUUUUUGAAAAGCAAUUCGAAAGAAUGUUUGUAGAGAGCUUUAUCUACAAUUUUUCAGUCACGAUUCUCACAACUGAUGACAUCAUGGGUUUGCCUAACGUGUUUGAGGUAUUUGACACGUUGAAAUCAUACGUCAAGACACCGCUAUUCAGCUGUGAUGUGGUUUGGAUGAAUAACCCAGUCCUGGGAGCAGCUUUUGAUGCAUUUGAGCUUGCUGCCAAGGCCUCGUACUUAUUGAGAACUGAACGUACACCUUGGUCGGUAGCUUGUGCGAUGAGACUGUUGGAAGUUACCAAAGUUCACAAACUACCGGUUAUUCCGCCAGAAAUCCGUUGUGAUGAACAAAAAUUCGCCAACUUGAAUGACUCUGUUAAUAUUGCCGACAUUGUUAUUAGAACUGCGAAGAUUGUGCUUCGUAAAGUCCUUGAUCCUGCUCUAUCUGAGUAUGACCCUGAAGUUCAAAAGGAUGUUGACCAUGUUCUUUCAUGCUUGUUGCAUAUACCGGCACACUCGCCGAUAUGGGUCAUCUCAACUUGGCCCAUGUUCAUCACUGGACUGAGUACGAUCGAUCUGAACCAAAGGGAGUGUAUAAUGAAUGUCUUGUUCAAUGCCGCAGAGUUGAUUCACGGACGGUGUAUCAGUUCAAUAAUCGACCUAUUGCACCUCAGUUGGGGCUUGGGAACUAGAACCAGUCUGAAUAGUCCAUUAACGGGACUCGAUGUGUUGCUGGAUCCUCAGCUUUUGUCCACAGUAUUUCUAUAACGAUUGAAUGACGUGUUGAUUUAGGAGAAGAAGGUGUAGGUAUCAUAUAUCUCAAUAUGG
Messenger RNA from Williopsis jadinii, 2029 nucleotides. Its product is annotated as Zn(II)2Cys6 transcription factor. Lineage: Eukaryota; Fungi; Ascomycota; Saccharomycetes; Phaffomycetales; Wickerhamomycetaceae. Gene Ontology annotation, molecular function: zinc ion binding; DNA-binding transcription factor activity, RNA polymerase II-specific; transcription cis-regulatory region binding. Gene Ontology annotation, cellular component: nucleus. Gene Ontology annotation, biological process: positive regulation of transcription by RNA polymerase II. The transcript is spliced from 3 exons. The record is from RefSeq and is a predicted model, not a curated record. The coding region runs from base 188 to 1969 and encodes 593 amino acids.